AAAGUAGCUCUCACCUUAUUUUCUUCACACUAUUAAAAAUAUUGGUGACACUUCUAUCUGCCAAUCUGUCCUGUUUUUGAGUCUCUUAAAAUAGAAGCCACCGGGGUCAUAGGAUGAAACAUUUGAGUAACGGCUGCAGGAUUCACGAGGAAUAAAUCUCAGCAGCCUCUCAAACAAAUGAAUUAAACGGGCAAUUUGCCUGCCCGACUCCAUCCCGCAAACUCGAACGCAAAGUGCUGUUUUCCCACCUGCGUUCUUUGGAUUUAUGAACUUGGCUGGAUUACAUUCAGGGCUGGUAAAAGACUGCGGCCUAUCACUGACGCACAAAGUCUGCGUCUGGCUCUCAUUUUUAUUGAUCCAGUCAUCCGUCCUCUCUGAAUUUACAAGCCCAGGACAUGCAGAAGGCUGGACGGGGGUCCGUGAUGAAGAUUGGGGGACGUAACGUGGAGGUGCUAUGACAGACGUAUAUAAGAAGGGGUAGAAAUGGGAAGGGUACUUUGAGACGAGACCUCCUGGCUGAAGACACACGGGAAAAAGACUUUGUGUACGUGUCGUCAUGCUGUGUAAACUGAAUUUGGUUUUUGCUGUUCUUCUCGCAGUUUUAGAGGUGCUGCUUGGACAUCCGGUGGUACACACGGCAGAUAUGACCUACGGCAGGCCAGUUCUUGUAGAAGAUGAGCAGGUGGUCAGUCCUGAAGAUUUGAGUUACUCUGAACAGGCGUUUCUGUCCCAGGGGGCUGAGAGAUUUGGCUACCCAUCCAUCAUCACUGGAGAACUCGGCAGUGACGGUCUCCGAACAGCCGGAUUUGUCCCCAGCCAAGCUGUAAAAGAGGUUCUGUUGGAGAAGCCGUUGAUGAAUCCUCUGAGUCGGUUUCUGGGCGGUAGGAAGCAAUACCACAAGAGAGGAAGCAAUACAGAGUGUUUCUGGAAAUACUGCGUCUGAAAACAUCAAUAAAACUCGAGCCCUUACAAGAUACAUACACGCACCUUCAGCUGCACAAAUGUAGUCUGAUGCACUAUUUGCAAAAACUCUUGUGUGUAGGAUAAAAAGUAUCUGUAAAUAACUGCGCUUUAGCUCAGAUGUAAAUAAAGUAAAAAUAUGUUUGAAAACAUUGUCUGUUUAAUAUUUACAUGCAUCAAAGGGGACAUUUCAUAAGACUUUUUAAAAAUGUCAAAUAAAUCUUUGGUGUCCCCAGAGUAUGUGUGUGAAGUUGUAGCUCAAAAUAUCAUAUAGAUAAUUUAUUAUAGCAUAAAAUUGCAACUUUGUUGGUGUGAGCAAAAAUGUGCCGUUUUUGGGUGUGUCCUUUAAAAUGUAAAUGAGCUGAUCUCUGUAAUUAAUCAU
Messenger RNA from Misgurnus anguillicaudatus (oriental weatherfish), 1342 nucleotides. RefSeq names its product urotensin 2, beta (gene uts2b). Gene Ontology annotation, biological process: blood vessel diameter maintenance; regulation of blood pressure. Gene Ontology annotation, molecular function: hormone activity. The record is from RefSeq and is a predicted model, not a curated record. Lineage: Eukaryota; Metazoa; Chordata; Actinopteri; Cypriniformes; Cobitidae. Gene Ontology annotation, cellular component: extracellular region.